Aspergillus alliaceus is the source of this 1932-nucleotide messenger RNA. Its product is annotated as putative serine peptidase, family S28. The transcript is spliced from 4 exons. The coding region runs from base 160 to 1827 and encodes 555 amino acids. The record is from RefSeq and is a predicted model, not a curated record. Lineage: Eukaryota; Fungi; Ascomycota; Eurotiomycetes; Eurotiales; Aspergillaceae. Gene Ontology annotation, molecular function: dipeptidyl-peptidase activity; serine-type exopeptidase activity. Gene Ontology annotation, biological process: proteolysis.
CCCUGACUGGGCUGCACCAACACGUCAUAAAGUAACUUGCGACCAACUGAGUCAACGCCAAUCAGGGGCAAUAUCGUGAACGCAGACGUCCGGCGAGUAAUAAUCAUGGCGCAUACAUAACAGAUAUGGGUACCCUCCUAUUUCCAUGGCUGCCUCGUUAUGCUGUCUGGCCCUGCUAUGGGUUUAGGCAUGCUUGGAGGAUCUAAGCAUAUGCGAGACCUGAAGUUGGCUGCGGAAUUGAGCCUGUAUCCUGGUUCACUAUCCAAUGGAAAAUCUAUUCACUCAGCUCUCCCUCAGGCAUUUACACAAAAGGACAGUGUUACCGCAGAAUAUAUCGAGAUCCCAAUCGAUCACAAUAAUAAGUCAGUUGGAACUUACCGGAAUCGGUUCUGGGUUAAUGACGACUACUAUGAACCUGGACGUCCAGUCAUAAUGUACGAUGCCGGCGAAAUAGAAGCAAACACUAUUGCUCAAAGCCACCUGAGGUCGGACGCAUCAUUCUUCAAGCAGAUCCUCGCAGAGUUGCAUGCAAUAGGGAUUAUAUGGGAGCAUAGAUAUUAUGGAAACUCCACUCCAUAUCCCAUUAGGAGGGAUACGCCACCCGAGCACUUCAAAUACCUUACGACUAAGCAAGCCCUGGAGGACAUCCCAUACUUUGCGCGGAACUUCAGCCGACCAAAUUUCUCCAACAUAGAUCUCACGCCCAGCUCCACGCCGUGGGUCAUCAUCGGAGGUUCAUAUGGUGGGAUCCGGGCCGCCUUUGCUCGCAACAAAUAUCCCGAUGUCAUCUUCGCUGCCUAUUCCUCCUCUUCCCCAGUCCAAGCCCAGGUGAAUAUGAGCAUCUACUAUGACCAAGUCUACCGUGGCAUGGUCGGACAUGGGCUUGAAAAUUGUACGAAGGCCAUCCAUGCAGCCUUGAAUUAUAUCGAUCAGCAACUAUCGAAGAAUAGCACAGCUGCAUCUAUCAAACAGCUAUUCUUUGGCCCGGGGGCUGAGAAGAACAGUAACGAAGGUUUCACGGCAGCUUUAGUGUCCCUCUUCAACUACUUCCAGAGCUACGGCGUCGACGGCCCAGAAGGAAGCUUGCGCGAAUUCUGUAAUUAUCUGAAAGCGGACCCGGUAUCGAUGUUAUCAGCAAGUUCCGGUAGCUUCGCGCAGAUCCUUGGUGGCAAGUAUGUGGCAGAGCGUUGGGCUGCAUGGCCUAUGUUUACACCCAUGGUCAAUGUAUUCUUCGAGACCAAUUGCAGAGGCCUCAAUGCUUCUAAAGAGUCGUCAUGUGAAUUGGACUUGCUAUAUACUGACCCUGAUUCUAUCAGCUGGACUUGGCAGUACUGUACCGAGUGGGGAUUUUAUCAAAGCAACAAUGCCGGUCCUCACUCUCUCCUUUCCCGCUAUCAGACCCUGGAGUAUCAGCAGCAAGUAUGCAAGAACCACUUCCCGAAGGCAGUCGCCAAUGGUAUGCUACCACCACGCCCGGAGACGGAAACUCUCAACAAGGAGUACGGAGGCUGGAAUAUCCGUCCGUCCAAUACGUACUUCAGUGGUGGAGAGUAUGAUCCCUGGAGGACGUUGUCGAUUCUGACAAGUGAGGAUAUCGCUCCUGAAGUUGCGCCCAAUGGAAUCACGUUCUCCACUGAAAUUCCGAAAUGUGGGGAGACUAAUAAGGGCAAGGUGUUCGGAUAUAUUCUGAAGGAUUCGGAACAUUGCUAUGAUUUCCAAGUAGCGUCAGCCGAAGGAAAGGUGUCUCGCGACCUGUUCAAGCAGGCCUUGACAAAAUGGUUGCCCUGCUUCAACUCUUCCAAAGCGAAAGAGACACGAGCAGAGUAAGAGGGCAGUGUGGGGGAAAAUGUGGAGUUGACUCAGUUCUCCGAGGGCCGAGCACUUUUAAGGUUCCUUUCUCAACUAACCCCUUUCGGAGAUGCUUGCGAUGGG